Messenger RNA from Gamsiella multidivaricata, 2133 nucleotides. RefSeq lists its product as uncharacterized. Gene Ontology annotation, biological process: protein transport. Gene Ontology annotation, cellular component: cytoplasm. The record is from RefSeq and is a predicted model, not a curated record. NCBI's taxonomy places the organism in Eukaryota, Fungi, Mortierellomycota, Mortierellomycetes, Mortierellales, Mortierellaceae. The transcript has 4 exons. Bases 1 to 2133 code for a protein of 710 amino acids.
AUGAAAAAACUUCUAAUUGUCCUGAUCGAUGACCCUGCUCUCGACAAGUCCAGCACCGGCUGCUACAUGCCUGGGGACACCAUCGCAGGCAAUGUCACCUUCCACACGUCGUCCAGCAUCAAGUACACAUGUAUCAAGAUCCGCUUCGCUGGAAUCGUGUCAACAAAGGUCUCCAAGACCACCGAGGAUGUCUAUGUCCUCAACCAGCAAGUCGUCCUCCUCGGCAACGCCAAUAACGCAUCAGAGUUCGCCCUCCAAAAGGGCAAGUACAGCUGGCCAUUCGAGUUCUCAGUACCAUGGCAGCACAUCCCUUCCUCCGGCAAGUAUCGACAUGGUGCGGUCAAGUACACGCUGACAGCAACCGUCAGCUCAAAAACAUUCCUCGGCGGCAUGCAGGAGACCGAAACCAACCAGACCGUGCAGCUCAAAGAUCUCAUCAACUGCAGCCAAGAGCCAUACUCUAAUCCAAUUUCCGUUGUGGGCUCAAGCAACACCAAACCACAGACCAACAAGCCUAAAAACCUGGCCUCUGCCACGGUGCAGCUCUCUCAAUCGGCCUACAUGAAGGGCCAGCGGCUUCCUAUCACGAUCGAUCUCGCGCAUACAAAGGGUAUUCAGCGGGAUCCCGGGUGCUGGAUUCAACUCUUGCGAAAGGAACGCUACCACGCGGGCGAGCACGACAAAGAGUACACCCAUAUUUGCGGCACGGCUACAGAAGCGCUCUAUGUGGAUUCAGGAACAAACAGAGGAAAGAUUCUGACCCAUCUAAAUAUUUCCGAUGAUGCCCUACCGACCAUGACUACCACGAGAAUCAUCUCGAUGGAAUACCGCCUUCUCAUCUUAUUCGAUAUGCGUCUGCGGACGGGGUUCAUGGAAGGGAGAGCACGUCGCACUGUCAACAGGAAGCUGCGAACAAAGCUCCUGGCCGCACCUGGUGGAUUUGAAAUCGAGGUCCCAGUCAUUAUCGGCACCGCCUCUGAGAACCAAUACAAACCAAGGCUGAAUCCCUUCGAUAAAACCAGCAGCAGUGGCAAAGACAUUAACACCCUUGUCACGUCCGUUGUCGCAGCUACUUCUCAGCUUUCGCUCCCUUCUCCCCCCCACAGUGUGGCAUCUCCAGGGCUGAUCACGGCGUUCGAUUUGGCCGCAUCCCCACCGCUAUCGCCAGUUCCAGGCACAAUUUCACUUGGCCACAAAAAUCAGACGCCUUCAUACACUCCGCAGACGCAAUAUAGGCCUAUUGGGGCAUCAGAAGGCUCUCCUGGGUAUAACAAGCUGCCGUUAUCCUACCGAAGACAAGCUAGCGAACCUAACAAUUGCGCCACACAAUCCACAGUAUCCACUUCCCCUGACAGGAGUAGAUCUUUAUUCACGCAUAGUGCUGUCUCUACAGCCCACAAUCCCUGCGUGAAACCGCUUCUAUCUCUUCCUUCGCCUCCUUCGCCUCCUUUGCCUCCUUUGCCUCCUUUGCCUCCUCCGCUUCCGUCUACACCAACUCAUGCUCAUAUAUCCUCGGCGCUUUCAACAGCACCCUAUGCCUUACAAGAACCUUCAGAUAUCUCUCAGUCGCACUACUUUGAGCCAUCAUCCUCUGCUUCGUCUUCGUCUCCACUGUGUCCCUCAGGGCUGCAUCAUCAUUCCGCGGCUAUGGUGAGCUCAUUUAAUGGCUCGUCAUCAUCUAUGACAGGGUUGAGUGCGCACAUUAGUUCCAGCGAUUACCUCUUAGAGAAAGUAUCUCCUUCGCUCCAGAGACAUCUCCAUAUUCAGCCCCCAAUGAGCAUUCAAGUGCCCUCACCAUCUGCACCUCAUGCAGUAGAUCUUGGGAUGGGUCCUGCAUCCCCAGAGAUGUUCAGCCGACGUGUUUCACAUAACUUCAGUCUAUGGGGUGCGCCGUCCUUGUUAAUGUCCAAUGGCGACAGUAGCGAGGCUCACGCUCACUACGGCUCAUCACAACAGCCAUCAAGAUCAGGAGAUGGAUUCCAAGGCCCCCAGGGCUCUUUGUCAACUGGGCAGACGGGUAUGCAGCCGUAUCCGCCAGCUAGUGUCUCCAUGCCAUUACACUCUGCAGAAACACCACGUCCACCUCCUCGUAACCCUCAAGAGAUCCUGGAUAAUUGGCAUCCUUCUAUGUGA